AGAAUGCUAAUGAAUCCAAAAGAAGCUGACCUUUAUGAGACGAAAUAUAACAAUUUGCUUGAAUAUUAUUGCCAUAUGGAGCAGAUGAAUAAUCGACUAAAACAUCGUCUGUAUCAUGUCAGGAAGGAAAUUAAUCAUUUGAAGCAGCUGAAGAGGGUCCUGUGUGAGCGGCUGUUAAUGCACCGUGCUGUAAUAAUUGAUUCGAAUUUGGAAAUACCGGAUAAUGAGUCUAGUGUGUCAUUGAAGGAUAAUAAAGGGUUUGGAGGAGAUACAAUUAAUAAUGCUGAAACAGAAAUGGUUAAUAAUACUAAUAAUGGAGGAGCGACGAGGAAAAGAAAAAUGCCUUCAAAAAAGGAAAAUGGUGGAGGGGAACAAAGUGGAAGUUGUAAUAAUGGUAAUGUUAAUAGUAGUAGAAGAAGUGGUGGUGGUGGUGGUGGAAGGGAUAAUAAAAGACGCAAGGCACGUGACGAGGCUAAACAAAAUAUAAUUUCUAUAAUUGAAAGUAUUGUUUCUGAUACACCAAAAUCAGAAGAUUCUGUUAAAUCCGAGGCUACUACUAAUGAAGCGGAGAAUGCACAACAAGAAUUGUCAGAUGUUCCUACUCCUAGUGAACAAAAUUCAGGUUAA
Molecule: messenger RNA, 627 nt
Organism: Meloidogyne enterolobii
Lineage: Eukaryota; Metazoa; Nematoda; Chromadorea; Rhabditida; Meloidogynidae
Source: the annotation of a GenBank genome assembly